UUCUUUGCUGUUGUAUUUCCUUUGAAACAUUUAAAAUACACACAAUUCCACAGAUGGAAAAUAAUUUUGGUAAUACUCACAUUUUCAUUUUUGGCAAAUUUCAACCUUUUACUGGUUAUUCGAGAAAGAAAUCCUGCUUACGUAAACAAAAAUAAUCCUUAUAAAUAUUAUUAUAACAACAAUUUACCUUUAGCUAAGCCAUUAGUUCUUGGCCCAAGAAUUUUUAUAAGCUUUAUUUUACCAUUAUUUGCCGUAUUCUUAGUCAAUUUUGCAAUUAUUUUUAAACUACGUGCUCGACAUAUUAUUCAAAACAAGACAGCAAUGUCAGCAGAAACACGUACCAACAACAAUAUCAUUUUCGUUAUUCCCCUAGUUUAUGUCCUUUUAAAUUUUCCUUAUAAUUUAAACAUUACUGUUAUCAACUUUUUUCAUUUACACAAGUUUGAUUGUUGGAUACCCAAUUUAACUUUUCUCAAUAUUUUUUACAUUAAUUAUGCAACUAAUUUUAUGUUGUAUACGAUAACGAGCUCCCAAUAUAGAGAAGUGUUUGUUCAAUUGUGGUUUGUACAUUUUGUAAAUUUAGUUUACAAUUGGUUUGUACAUUUGUACAAUUGUAUAAUACAUCGACAUUCCAACCCACAUAUUAAUAAUCAAUUUAAUAAUAUUAAAAAUGAGGAUAUAAGUGUUGGGACGAAAAAUUCAAAAUUGACAAUUGAUUGA
Meloidogyne enterolobii is the source of this 720-nucleotide messenger RNA. The record is from the annotation of a GenBank genome assembly. NCBI's taxonomy places the organism in Eukaryota, Metazoa, Nematoda, Chromadorea, Rhabditida, Meloidogynidae.